This is a messenger RNA of Chenopodium quinoa (quinoa), 1937 nucleotides long. RefSeq lists its product as uncharacterized. The coding region runs from base 1247 to 1732 and encodes 161 amino acids. The transcript has 3 exons. Lineage: Eukaryota; Viridiplantae; Streptophyta; Magnoliopsida; Caryophyllales; Amaranthaceae. The record is from RefSeq and is a predicted model, not a curated record.
GAAUGGUUAACCUCAGUGGCUAAUCUUAAAUUCAAAUAGCGGGUUUGGACAUGAUUUUUCCGGCUCAAAAUGGGACACUUUUUUGACCAAAGCCCAGCCCGUGAUCAUCUCUUCUAGUCUUGUGAACUCGAAAGCUUGUCAGUUUCCAAAAUUAGCUGCUUAUUUUUUUUUUCUCCGGAACUCUGGAAGUCAAGAAGAUCAAAGAUUUGUUGAUAAUCGAAACUUAUUCGAAAUUUCGAAAGUCUGCUGAAUUGAUGGCCAACCCAGACAUUAUGGGUCUUCCUCAAUUUUGUGAAUUAAAGCGAUUCAAAAGAAUUGAAGAGAAAGACCGGAUUAGUGAUUUGCCAGAUGAACUCCUGUCAAAUAUUGUGGCAGAUUAACAUUGAAGGAAGCAAUAGCUACUAGCAUCCUUUCAAAGAGAUGGACUGAUGUAUGGAUAUCAUACCCUUUUCUUGACUUUGGUUUUCUUAAGAAAACCUAUUACCCUGAAAUACUUGUGCAUCGAGUCAACAAAGUUUUGGAGAAAUUUAAGGGUGGAAAGUUACAUAAAUUCAGGAUUGUGCACCCAAUGAGAAAUUUAAGUCUCAUAUUGAUGAAUGGAUUUCCUUUGCAACUCGACUUUGAAGGUUGGCAUAGACAUGAAGGUUUUGGCAAUUAUUAUGUUCCUCUCCAUGUCUUUGCUCGAGAAGAGAUGAUGAUAUCAAAACAUUCCUCUCCCAAUGUUGUGAGAAGCUUUGUGUCUUUAACAGAUCUCCGUCUAAGGUCUGUAAACCUUUCAGACCAAGUAUUUGACAUAAUUUUAUACAAUUGUUCCUCUCUAGAAAAUUUUCAUUUGAGGAAUAAUGGUGGACUAGUUAAUGCUAAGAAUACAGCUCCUCACCUAAAGCUUAAAUCACUGAAGCUGUACAAUUGUUAUGACUUAAAAAAAAUUGGAACUUUGGCCCCAAAUCUUGUAUCAUUCAAGUAUGAAUGAGGUUAUAUGGGAAGUCUAUGUAUUAAGGAUGUCCGCAGCUUGCAUCCCUGACCCUAGCAGUUUAUACUUGUUUAGAAUCAGAUAUAUACGCGAUAUUUCCUAGAGGAGGAAGCUUUAUUUUAAACCAGUUCUCCUCUUAUCUCCCAAAGUUGGAGUCUUUGUUUGUCUCAGUUACUCUUUUUGAGGUAAGCAUAAGCAAAUUGAUUGAGGUUUCUGAUUUUUAGUAUCUCUUGAUCACUUGCCUGAUGGAUAGGUCUGUCAUCUGUGCAGGGUAUGAGUAAUUUUUCUCAACUUUGUGUAUUCAGAAAUCUAAAAAAACUGAUGUUGGAUGGAUAUCUUUCAUCUUCAAUACGAAUAUGCUGCCGCCAAGUAGCUGCUUUUAUAAUCAGUGCAGCCCCAUACUUGGAGCUUCUUCAGCUAGAUCUCACAUCAUCAAAACCUUCUAUCUGGGUAAGGGAAGAACUGGAAUUGCCUUCCAUGUUUCCGCACAAGAACCUUAAAGAGGUCAAGUUGUCUAGCUUUAGUGACGAUUUAGCUAUCAUGGAUUUUCUUGCCUAUCUGGUUGAAUGCACCGUUUCUCUCCAGAAGAUUAAUCUCAAUUCAUCUGGUGAUCUAACGACUGGAGGUGAUCGGUUAAUUGGAGAUUAUAUAUUUCAGAUUGCAAAAAAUGCUGAACGUAGCAAGAAAUGUGUGAUGGAACUCAGGAAAAUUUUGCAUACAAAUGUCCAGCUGAUAUAUGUCAAUCAGUAUAUACUGUAAAAUUAGGCUGCUUGUUAUAUUCACAUACGAGUAUGAAACUUCAAAUAUUUAAUGGUUUAAGAUUUAAUAGUGCCCAAAGAGAAAUUUGGAUGAUCCGUUUUUAUUUUAUGUGACACGUCACAAAUUUAAAGGUUUAACACUUCAAGAUUUAGUAGUGUCCAAAGUGAAAACAUGUCAAUUAAUACAUUUUGUUAUUUUUAUUGAA